AUGUCUUCUUCACUCUUAUUCACGUUUGGGUCUCUCUUCCUUUUGGUUUCAUGUAAGAUAUCAGAAUAACAUCCUCAGACGACAUUAGACGAGUAAAACGAUCACAAAUAAGUCUGUAUUAUUUUCACGUUUGUUAUCUCCUCGCCUCCUCACUUCUUCUAAAUCUGCUCUCUCCACAGGUCAGCUGAGCUCUGCUGCUGUUAAAUUUGAUCAGUCUCCUGACCAGAUCGUAGAGGCCGACAAAGACGUCCAGAUCAACUGUGAACACAAUGACACAGCUCUCACAUUCAUGCUCUGGUACCAGCAGAAAAAGGAGAGCCCAGCUCUGAGCCUGAUUGCAUCUGGAUUUAAAGACGCCCCGAAAGCUGAGCCCGGGUUUGAGCUCACAAAAGAAAGUGCGGUGAAAAGAUCUCUGAUUGUAAAAAGAGUGAACACAUCGCGCUCUGCUGUGUAUUUCUGCGCUGCUAGUAACACAGUGAUGUGGUCUGACGCCACCCCCUCACUAAAAACCCUCUGCUCUUCUCUGUCAGAGAGACUCACACAGAUGAGGCAGCAUGUCUCCUGCAGUGAUCGGACUCCUGCUCCUCAUACUUACAUGUAAUGACAUGAAAAUAACUAUUCUUUAAAGCACAAGAUUAUUUUUUUCUGCAUAUCUCGUCUUUAUGAGUAAACUGUUUUUUUCUCCACAGAUCAAACUAUAAGCGUCACAUUUGA
Molecule: messenger RNA, 714 nt
Organism: Xyrichtys novacula (pearly razorfish)
Lineage: Eukaryota; Metazoa; Chordata; Actinopteri; Labriformes; Labridae
Source: the annotation of a GenBank genome assembly